CUCUACUCCACUUUCUCCCUGUAUAAAACAUCCUUAUUCGACAUAUAACUAGUGUUCAUCGUAAAACUUUCUCCACGGAUCUUCACGAUGGGCGCGAAUUGGCAUUGAAGAUAACCGAUACCACCUGAUUUCUGUUUGGUUUGAGAAAAGGGGAAAUCCCAAUAAUCCCGGUGUUCUGACCUCGAAAGAUGGGGGCUGUUUGGGUUCGCAAAUGGGCGUUUUAAGUUACGGCGGUUUUGCAUUUCGUAAUUGCAUCGGUGUUCACGACACAACGGAGUCAUCGGGUUCAAUCUGGGAGCGGCACGAUAAAGCGUCAUCACGGGUUAUGACAUUUGAGCAAAAAAAGAAUACCACUACACAUAUAGAACAAGUGUUUGGCGACGAGGGGUUGGUUUCUAUUUUGUUUAAGCAGGCAGGUGGUUCUUCCAUCGGGGCGGAGUUGUGCUACUCGGCAAGGUCUUUUUUACAUGGGAAAUAUCCGGGUCAAAGAGAAUCUCAACACAAAGUAACGGGAUUGGGUAGGCACUCGGAGUGUCUUGAUUUUUAUUUUUCUAAGCUCAUGGCACGAGAUGGGAGUUGGUUGCGCGGUGCUUUGGGGCUGCAAAUACAGGGCUCAUAUUCAUGUCAUCAUCAUCAUCAUCGUCAUCAUCGUCUUUUGUUUCCCUUUUUGCCAUUUUUACUGUCCUUGUAUUACGGUCAAAGGAUGAGAGGAUACCAGUCCGUUUCUUUCGUAUUAUUCCCCCGGGCAGCAAAGGUUCUACCAAUUGGGUCAAGUGCAUCACCAGGUUUCUUCUCUCGGGGCGAUUUGGGGGAGGAUGGAAUCUUUGUGUAUAGGAAAUCAUAUUCGGGCGGACAAGCGCAGGCGGCGCGGAAAUGGGUACACGCCAACUGGUUCCAUAACGGCUGUGUGGCGUUUACCUAUUUUGGUGUUUGUGUGUGAAGAUAAAAGAGAACGCCUUUUGUUGGGUGUUUUCUACCGUACAUUCGAUGUGUUCAAUUGAAAUGGGCGAAAUAUGUGCCUCUCACUUCUAA
Molecule: messenger RNA, 1032 nt
Organism: Daldinia loculata
Lineage: Eukaryota; Fungi; Ascomycota; Sordariomycetes; Xylariales; Hypoxylaceae
Exons: 1
Coding region: 212-940 (242 amino acids)
Source: RefSeq, a predicted model, not a curated record